GAUAAUUAAAAUGGACAACGCAAAGAUCCAGAUUGAGACAAACGAGAAGUUUGUCGUUGAUGAGGAGGAAGAUUGGAUGGAAGCCCUCACUUGCGGAUGCCUUGUCCAAAACAGAAAGUUCCAGAUGAAUAUCAACCCAGCCAUGACUGUCUCCAGAGAGAUUGUUACCAUUGAAGAAGAUGCUGAUUUCCUAUGUAAAUGCCUACUUGCUCCCAGAUGCAGAGCUUUCAAGGGUAGUAUUAAAACUGACGGAGGAGAUCUUAUGUUUUCAUACGAGAAGCCAUGCGGAGUCCCUCUCUGUAUGUUCUGUAGACCAACAUUUGAUGUUUUUGACCAUGAGAAGAGAAAGAUUGGUACUAUCAAGAAUGAAUGCAAUGUUUGUGAAAUGAAGAUGAUCAUCCUUGGAGACGGCGAUCAGCCUCUAUACACCAUCACUGGAACAAUGUGUAGCUUAGGUUUCUGGUUUGAGCCUUUGCUCGGCUCCUUCUUCCCCUUGACCUUCGACAUUAAGAACGAUAGGACCAACGGAACUGUGAUCUCUCAGUUCAAGAAGGAAUCAAGAGGUUUCUUCAUCGAAUGUUGUCUAAAUGCAGACAAGUUCAGCAUCCAGAUGCCUCCUCAGAUGAACUACCAUGAGAGAAUCCUGCUGGCUGCAGCUAUCCACCAGAUGAACAUGUUGUGGUUCGAAAGAAAAUCUCCAUGCAUCUUUUUCAACAGGAACUAAACGAAGAGCCCAUAAUU
Moneuplotes crassus is the source of this 741-nucleotide messenger RNA. Lineage: Eukaryota; Ciliophora; Spirotrichea; Euplotida; Euplotidae. The record is from the annotation of a GenBank genome assembly.